Populus nigra (black poplar) is the source of this 2790-nucleotide messenger RNA. RefSeq names its product putative serine/threonine-protein kinase. NCBI's taxonomy places the organism in Eukaryota, Viridiplantae, Streptophyta, Magnoliopsida, Malpighiales, Salicaceae. Gene Ontology annotation, biological process: protein phosphorylation. Gene Ontology annotation, molecular function: ATP binding; protein kinase activity. Bases 1340 to 2551 code for a protein of 403 amino acids. The record is from RefSeq and is a predicted model, not a curated record. The transcript has 8 exons.
AUCUAGAAAAGCUCGACUAAUAAUUGCAAGUCUUGUCGCCAACAAUGGAUGGACGGAUGGAUGAAUAACAUUGAUUGUUAUGUUUGAAAGAAAACUGAUAGAUAAAAUGAAAAGGGUUGUUUAUGAAUCCUGAAUCUCGAUGUUUGUCGUAGUUGUUGUAGCAUAGUACUUGCAGACAGGCAGGCAGGCAGGAAAGAUGGGAUGAGAUGAGGAGGGCAUCCAUGUACAGGGACUAACUAGGGCAUACAAGAUAUAUCUCUUAUUACAACUUGCAGCAGCUAGCAGACACCAAUUAUACUGCUUUACAGCCCACACAAAAAUAAACGACUACAGUUCUACUCCUACAGCAGCAGCAGCAGCAGCAGCAGCAAUAAUAAUAACAAUAACAAUAAUUUAUUGUUAUUAUUAUUAUUAUUGUUAUUAUUAUCAUAAUAAAUAUAUAUCUCUCUCUCUCACUCUGUCUGUUUCUUAUUCAUCUUCAUCGUCAUCUUCUUUCCUUCUUCUUCUUCUUUUUUUUCUUGAUAUUAUUAAUUACGUCAAGACUUUUUUCAGUAAGAAUAUGGGGUUUUAUUUAUUCAUUUAAUUAAAUAUUCUUUGUUGUAUAUAAUAAACAAUUAUUUGUGAUUUAGACUUUUUAGAGUGAUGGAGUUUCGUGUUUGAGUUUGGUAGUGAGGGUGAGGGUGAGGGAGUAAUAGUAGGGAGUAGUAAUAAACCACCUCUUCCCUGGUCGCGUUGUCGGCGCGAGGUCACUUUCUGUCGGCAAUGUCUGUACUGUAUCCAACGAUGAUUCUCAACUUUAUUAUUUAUUAAUAUUAUUUUUAAAGAGAAAAGGUACAGCAAGCUGCUGAUUGGUUUCAGAUUUUUCCUUGCUUAAUCAGUCGCAGUUUGUUUGUCGUAGACCAGGCCUUGAAGCUGUGUUCAUCUUCACAACUGGGGUUUGUUUCUUUCUUGUUUUUUUUUUAUUAUUUCUUUUGAGAAUUUGUUGCUGGGAAUGUGGGGUGAUUUUUUAUUUUGGUGAUUGUGCUAUUGGAACCCUGACUCAAUUUGUCACUGGCAAAUGAAGCUGAGGUUUCUGGGGAUCUGGCUGCGUGAUUUAUCUGUGAAUACAGGGACUAGAUGGCUGUUUGACCAAACGAAAUAUCAAUUCCUGCACCAAUGUCGUUGCGUUAUGUGUUUCUGUCAUCCAUGGUUAUAAGGAUUAUUGAAUGCUGCUUGUUUAUGAGGUGGCAUUUUCUUUUCUUCAUUAUUGCUUAUCUGCCUUUCCUUUUCCAGGUUCCAUGUAUAUUGUCUCAUAUUCGACUAAAACCUUACGGCAUAGCUGAAGCGGUUCCCGUACCAGAUGUCAAGGACUCUUGCAGCCAUAUUGGGAGGUGCUGCAGGAGUCAUGGCAUUGGUGGGGGUAGUUAUUUUUCUUCUAUGGUGCCUUUCUCACAAAAAGAGCGUGUCAAGAACUUCAGAGACAGGAUCUUCUGAAACAUCUGUUCAAGGAAGGCAUGCAGGGAUUGAGUUGUCAUUACAAGAAGCAAGGCGUUUUGAGAUGGAAGAAUUGUCUCUGGCCACGAAAGGUUUUAGUGAGAAAAAUUUGAUGGGGUUUGGAAAGUUUGGGGAGGUAUAUAAGGGUUUGCUUAAUAAUGGGAUGGUUGUAGCCAUCAAGAAGAGACCUGGAGCUCCUAGUCCAGAAUUCGUUGAUGAGGUGCGCUACCUUUCACCUAUUCAGCAUCGGAAUCUUGUGACUCUUUUGGGCUACUGCCAGGAAAAUGACCUACAGUUUCUUGUAUAUGAGUAUAUCCCUAGUGGGAGCGUUUCCAAUCACUUGUAUGGACCUAGUCAAACUUUGGAUGGGAAGCUUGAAUUCAAGCAUAGGCUCUCAAUCGCUCUAGGGGCUGCUAAAGGUGAUCCUUUGCAAAAUCAGUCAGCAUUUUGGCUUUCCUGCGCAUGUGCCACCUCAUUCAUCUCAUCCCAUGCUACAGGUUUGGCUCAUCUUCACUCUCUAUCUCCCCGUUUGGUGCACAAAAAUUUCAAAACAGCCAACGUUCUCGUGGAUGAAAAUUUCAUUGCUAAAGUUGCAGAUGCAGGACUUCGUAAUUUCCUGGGAAAAGUUGAUAUUGCAGGCCCAUCUACGCAAGUGACAUCAGAUGAGAUAUUUCUUGCCCCAGAGGUGAGAGAGUUCAGGCGAUUUUCUGAAAAAAGCGACGUGUUCAGUUUUGGUGUAUUCCUUCUAGAGUUGCUAAGCGGCAAGGAGGCAGCAGAACCAUCUCCAGGGACGAGUCAAAAUAUGGUUGAAUGGGUCCAAAAUACUCAGGACUACGCCAACUUUGCCAGCAUUGUCGACCAAAGAUUGGGGAGUAGCUUCACUGCUGAAGGUAUGGAAGAGUUUAUACAGUUGAUGCUCCGAUGCGUGGAACCUUCAAGUGAGAGACGACCAGCCAUGAAUUAUGUGGUAAUGGAACUUGAUCGUAUAAUCGAGAAAGAGAUGAACUUGACGACAGUCAUGGGGGAAGGAACCCCAACGGUGACCCUUGGAAGCCACUUAUUCAGAUCAGCCAAAUAAAACAAAUUUGUUUUCCUUAAAAAUUGUUGAGAGUGAUUUUUGUGAUACUUCAAUUGUUUACUUCAAGUGUUUAUUCCCCUUUUUUGAGAGCUCAGUGAAGAUAGUCAGCUGUUUGUAAGUGUAUAAAAGAACAGCUGUGUUAUUAUUGUUGUUAUUUUUUUAAUUUUUUUUAUCAUAAAUGUAUUGAUAAUCUUGCUGUAAACCAUUACUUUUCGUAUAUAAGGGGUUCUGUUCUGUUA